This is a messenger RNA of Trichechus manatus latirostris (Florida manatee), 2084 nucleotides long. It is a transcript of the gene NHERF4, whose product is annotated as NHERF family PDZ scaffold protein 4. Gene Ontology annotation, biological process: protein localization to plasma membrane. The coding region runs from base 1 to 1521 and encodes 506 amino acids. Gene Ontology annotation, cellular component: apical plasma membrane. Gene Ontology annotation, molecular function: protein-membrane adaptor activity; signaling receptor binding. The transcript is spliced from 11 exons. The record is from RefSeq and is a predicted model, not a curated record. NCBI's taxonomy places the organism in Eukaryota, Metazoa, Chordata, Mammalia, Sirenia, Trichechidae.
AUGGAGGCAGCCACAGAUCCUCAGGACACAGCCUCAUUAAUCCUGAAGUUUGAGUUUAACCCAAAGCUGGGGAUUGAUAAUCCUGUCCUUUCGCUGUCCGAAGACCACGACCUCUCUGAUCCCUGGAGUCUGGGGCGGCCUCGCUUCUGUCUGCUGAGCAAAGAGGAGGGCGGGAGUUUUGGCUUCCACCUGCAGCAGGAUCUGAGAAGAGCUGGGCAUGUGGUGUGCAGGGUGGAGCCAGGCACCUCUGCACAGCGUCAGGGUCUUCAAGAAGGAGACCGGAUCCUGGGGGUGAACAGCCAUGUCGUGGAACACGAAGACUAUGCAGCGGUGGUGCGCCAUAUCCGGGCCAGUGGUCCCCGGGUGCUGCUGACGGUUUUGGCGCGGCAAGUGCAUGAUGCGGCCCGAGCUCAGCAGGACAACGAUGCUCAAUUCUGUCCUAUCCUAGGCCCUGGGGUCCGGCCCCGGCUGUGCCACAUAGUGAAAGACCAGGGUGGUUUUGGCUUCAGCAUCACCCAUGGACAGCAGGGUCCUUUCUGGUUGGUGCUGAGCACCGGCGGAGCAGCUGAGCGGGCAGGGGUGCCCCCUGGGGCCCGGCUGCUAGAAGUGAAUGGGGUCAAUGUGGAGAAGUUCACUCGUAACAAACUCAGCAAGAAGCUUUGGCAAAGUGGAAAGCAGGUGACUCUGCUGGUGGCAGGGCCAGAAGUGGAGGAACAGUGUCGCCAGCUUGGAAUGCCCCUGGCUGCACCCCUAGCAGAGGGCUGGGCACUGCCCACCAGACCCCGCUGUCUGCACCUAGAGAAAGGGCCCCAGGGCUUCGGGUUCCUGCUUCGUGAGGAGAAGGGCCUUGGUGGUCGCCUCGGGCAGUUCCUGUGGGAGGUGGACCCAGGAUUGCCAGCUGAGAAGGCCGGGAUGCAGGCUGGGGACCGGCUGGUGGCUGUGGCUGGGGAGAGCGUGGAGGGGCUGGGCCAUGAGGAAACAGUGUCCAGGAUCCGGGCACAGGGCUCCUGCGUCUCCCUCGUUGUUGUCGACCCUGAGGCUGACCGCUUCUUCAGCAUGGUCUGCCUGUCCCCACUCCUCUUUUUGGAGAGCACAGAGGCCCUUGCCUCUCCCCAAGACACCCUCUCAGUGCCGCCCUUGGUUGAGGCCAGGGACCCAUCAGCUGAAGACACAGCUGUGCUCCCUACCGUGCUUGGCUCCCGCCAGUGCUUCCUGUACCCUGGGCCCGGCGGUAGCUAUGGCUUCCGACUCAGCUGUGUGGCCAGUGGGCCCAGUGUCUUCAUUUCUCAGGUGACCACAGGAGGCUCAGCUGCCCGGGCUGGGCUACGAAUGGGGGACAUGAUCCUGGAGGUGAACGGGUGUCCUAUGGGUAGACAGAAUGACCCAGAAAGGCUUCAGCAGUUGUUUGAGGCUGAACCACCCCUCUGCUUGAAGCUGGCAGCCAGGUCUCAGCAGGGUUUGGAAGCCUGGAUUCCCUCAAAGUCUGGAGAGGACUGGGCUCAGGCCUCAGAUGUGCUGUAGUGCUCCCCUGCUUGGCGCAGAGCUACCCAAUGGCUUUCUUGUCUUCACUUUCCAACCUGAGGUGGUAGGAGCAGAGGUGCUCUUUUUAAGCCAGAAGCUGGAGCUCAAGGACUCCGGAUAUCUCCAAUCACAGGAUUGCCUAGGGUCUCCCUCCAUUCUCAUGGGCCCACCAACAAGUGAAGGGUGUGGUCAGAGGCCUCAUAAAGGCCCACGGGGGAGCCUAUUCCCAGCUGAUCUGCCGCUCUUGCUCCAGAGGAGGUUAUGUGGGAGCCUUGGGGAGGUGUGCCCCAACAAUGACGUUCUGCCUGAGAACGGUGGGUGGCGAGGCUAGCCAGAGUUGGAGUCAUCUGGAAGUCGCCCUAGGCAUGUAUUGCAAGUUUGGAGACCAGCUACACAUUCCCUCUGUGGGCAUCUUAGGAUUCUGGGGGCACAACCACUGUAGUAGUGGAUGCCUGGUCAGUGUAGCAUCUGAUGUUAUAGAAAUGGCCUUUCCCCACACAUCUGGCUGCCUGUGUUUGUGUUGGUGGGGGCAGGGAGGUGGUGGUUUGAAGGGACCGAGAAGG